GGUUUUGAUUUAAGUGUGGGUUGUUUCCAUUUAGAUUGUGAGUGUAUCGUGUUUUCUCUAGUAAAUAUAUGGUGUUUUUUUGGCGUUUGGUGGUUUGGCUUUAGUUACUUCUUUUUUAUAAAGUUGCUGUAUAUUUCAUUCUUGUUGUGGUGGUUUAUUUACUUAUGUUGUUGUUUCUGGUUUUCCGUCUGUUUUGUUGGUUACAGUGUUUUUGGUUUUGAGGUAAGUGUGGGUUGUUUCCAUUUAGAUUGUGAGUGUAUCGUGUUUUCUCUAGUAGUGAUUGGAUUUUUUUAUAUUUUUGUUGAGUGUUGUAAUGAAGUUUCCUGUGUUGUUGUUUUGUUCUUCCUUUUUUAUUUUGGGUGUUUGUUUGUCUAUAAUUUUUUUCUUUGUUUAUUUGGGUUGUUUGCAUCCGCAGUUCAAGUAUACCACAUUCUUUAG
Mesocestoides corti is the source of this 438-nucleotide messenger RNA. Lineage: Eukaryota; Metazoa; Platyhelminthes; Cestoda; Cyclophyllidea; Mesocestoididae. The record is from the annotation of a GenBank genome assembly.